This is a messenger RNA of Clonostachys rhizophaga, 927 nucleotides long. NCBI's taxonomy places the organism in Eukaryota, Fungi, Ascomycota, Sordariomycetes, Hypocreales, Bionectriaceae. The record is from the annotation of a GenBank genome assembly.
AUGACUUCCAAGUUGAUCGCUGUUCUUGGUGCCACCGGAAACCAAGGAGGUUCCGUCGCCGACGUCUUUUUGAAAAGUCCCGGAUGGAAUGUUCGAGCUAUCACACGCAAUCCCUCAAGCGAUAAAGCUUAUGCCUUAACAGUAAAAGGUGCUCAAGUUGUUCAAGCUGACCUGGAUUCCCCCGAGUCACUCGAGAAGGCCUUUCAGGGAGCUCACGUGAUCUUUGCCGUCAGUGACUUCUGGGGCCUUUACGGUGACCCAGCAAAUAAGGACAAGCCCAAUCCUGAACAGCCGUUGAAUGUUUGGGCUGAGCAUGAAUCCCAGCAGCUCCAGAACGUUGUGGAUGUUGCGGCGAAGGUUACCACUCUCGACCGAUUUAUCAUCUCGUCGCUCUCCAAUGCAACUAAGUGGUCUAAGGGGAAGUACACUCACGUAUACCACUUUGACUCUAAAGCCGCUGCGACUGAGUAUGCAGAGCAAACAUAUUCGGAAUUGUGGAAGAAGACGAGUGUCUUCCAGGCUGGUUUCUUCCUUACCAAUUUUCUUGGGAAUCCAAUUCAUGACGCCCAAGAAGCUCCCGAUGAAGAUUCGGGGCCAUUGGUCAAAGUUCUUGUGGAGGAUGAGCCGGGCAAGAACUUAAAAGGAUAUCGAACAUGGGCCACUAUGAAAGAGCUUGCGCAGGUACUCUCUAAAGUCACGGGGCUCAAGGCGGAGGUGGUCACGCUGCCCAAGAGCGAACCACUUGUUGGAGUGCCGCCAGAGCUGGCCCAGGAGCUAUCUGACAACUUUCUCUACUGGAACGAGUUUGGAUUUGAGGGCAGAGAUGAUCAUACAAUUGUUCACCCAACAGCUCUUGCCUCACCCUCGAGCCUCGAAAGCAUUGAGGACUACCUACGCAAGCAGGACUGGGCGAAGAUAUUGCAUUGA